This is a messenger RNA of Cyclopterus lumpus (lumpfish), 2166 nucleotides long. RefSeq names its product tubulin alpha chain-like. Bases 196 to 1551 code for a protein of 451 amino acids. The record is from RefSeq and is a predicted model, not a curated record. Gene Ontology annotation, cellular component: cytoplasm; microtubule. Gene Ontology annotation, molecular function: structural constituent of cytoskeleton; GTP binding. Gene Ontology annotation, biological process: mitotic cell cycle; microtubule cytoskeleton organization. NCBI's taxonomy places the organism in Eukaryota, Metazoa, Chordata, Actinopteri, Perciformes, Cyclopteridae. The transcript is spliced from 4 exons.
AACAGCAAGGCAAACUGACACCGUGUUGAUGACUCUGUUUUUUCUUUAACCAAUGAGAAAAGACUUCAUAUCAAAUUGGACCAAUCGGAUUCGGUGAAUCUUUCAAAAAAAACUAUUCAGAGCACAACCUCAGCAGAAAACCAGAAGACUCAUCAUAGUCUAAUUUAACCUUCAUAUUUCAUAACCUCCAUAAACAUGCGUGAGUGUAUCUCAGUGCAUGUUGGUCAGGCUGGUGUCCAGAUUGGCAAUUCCUGCUGGGAGCUCUACUGCCUGGAACAUGGGAUCCAGCCUGAUGGACAGAUGCCCACUGACAAGACCAUUAGAGGAGGAGAUUCUUCCGCCAACACCUUCUUCAGUGAGACUGGCGCUGGAAAGCAUGUCCCCAGAGCUGUUUUUGUAGACUUGGAGCCCACUGUCAUUGAUGAGGUGCGAACUGGGACCUACCGACAGCUGUUCCAUCCUGAACAACUGAUCACUGGCAAGGAGGAUGCUGCCAACAACUAUGCCCGAGGACACUACACCAUCGGCAAAGAGAUCAUUGACCUGGUGCUGGACAGGAUACGCAAACUGUCUGACCAGUGCAACGGUCUUCAGGGAUUCCUGGUUUUCCACAGCUUCGGAGGCGGUACCGGCUCUGGUUUUACCUCCUUGCUGAUGGAGCGUCUGUCUGUAGACUACGGCAAGAAGUCCAAGCUGGAGUUCGCCAUCUACCCAGCUCCCCAAGUGUCCACAGCUGUGGUGGAGCCGUACAACGCCAUCCUGACCACCCACACCACACUGGAGCACUCUGACUGUGCCUUCAUGGUGGAUAACGAGGCCAUCUAUGAUAUCUGUCGCAGAAACCUGGACAUUGAGCGUCCUACUUACAGCAACCUGAACAGGCUGGUGAGUCAGAUUGUGUCCUCCAUCACUGCUUCCCUUCGUUUUGAUGGCGCCCUCAACGUUGAUCUCACAGAGUUCCAGACUAACUUGGUGCCGUAUCCCCGUAUCCACUUCCCUCUGGCCACCUAUGCCCCCGUCAUCUCUACAGAGAAGGCUUACCAUGAGCAAUUAACAGUGUCAGAAAUUACCAACGCCUGCUUUGAGCCCGCCAAUCAGAUGGUCAAAUGUGACCCUCGCCACGGUAAAUACAUGGCCUGCUGUCUUUUGUACCGUGGUGAUGUGGUGCCCAAAGAUGUUAAUGCUGCCAUUGCCACCAUUAAGACCAAGCGCACCAUCCAGUUUGUGGACUGGUGCCCCACUGGUUUCAAGGUAGGCAUCAACUACCAGCCGCCCACUGUAGUCCCUGGUGGAGACCUGGCCAAGGUCCAGAGGGCUGUAUGCAUGCUGAGCAACACCACUGCUAUUGCAGAGGCCUGGGCUCGACUUGACCACAAGUUUGAUCUGAUGUACGCUAAGCGUGCUUUUGUUCACUGGUAUGUCGGUGAGGGGAUGGAGGAGGGAGAGUUCUCUGAGGCCAGAGAAGACAUGGCCGCUCUGGAGAAGGAUUAUGAGGAGGUUGGACUUAAUUCUGCUGACGGUGAGGGUGAAGAACAGGGUGAUGAGUAUUAGAAAGAACAUAAAUCCACUAGCCAGAUAAUUCAAUUUUAGUUUGGAUACAUUCUUAUGUUUGUUGUGUGAAAUGCCAGUUUGGCUACAUUCAGAAUAAAAUUCCUGUGAUGUCAGUUUGUGGAAAAAGCUUGAGGAAGUUGGAGUUCACUGUCGAUGGUCAGGCAGAGUUAGGGGAAUCAAAAGCACUAUUGAAGCUGGAGAUUUCUGGUUUUCUUAAAUGUAUUGCAAAAUCAAAUGGUGGCCAAUACAAUAUAUGUUCAAAAUAAAAGUCCUAGCAGUGUCCUAGAUAUGUUUUUUUUGUGUUUGAUAUAACUUUGAGCAACACCUGUACACUAAAAACUCCAAACUUUAAAUGUAUGUUUUGCAGAACAUAUAUAAUAUUUACAUUGUACUUACUACAAAUCUUACUUGAAAUAAGUGUUGUGAUUUUGUAGUUUAGAAACUAAAGUAUAUUUUAGUUAUUGCAAACCUCACCUGCACCAUUCCUGUGGAUUUUGACAUUCUUUGCUCUUCACAAAAAAAUUCUUAUAGUUAUGAUUACAUUUUAUUAUGAAUAGACAAGAAUAACACCUGCAUCAUAAAAUUGUAAUAAAGAUGAUGAUUUGCUCUACAGCC